This is a messenger RNA of Vicia villosa (hairy vetch), 750 nucleotides long. RefSeq lists its product as uncharacterized. The record is from RefSeq and is a predicted model, not a curated record. Lineage: Eukaryota; Viridiplantae; Streptophyta; Magnoliopsida; Fabales; Fabaceae. The transcript has a single exon. Bases 1 to 750 code for a protein of 249 amino acids.
AUGGGAACUAGUCAUAUGAACAAUGACAUUGAUACAUCAAGCGAGGAAAAGGGAGAAAAUACAAAGAAAAAGGAAGAAAACGAAGAGGAACCUAUUGAAUCACAAACCCUAGAAAAAUCAAUUGAAGACACUGAAGCUAGGAAGUUAUGGGUAGAGGUGUUAAGUGGAAAUCGGAACCUAGGAAAUGGAAUGGCGAUUGAAUUCGUAACACCUAAAAUCAUCAAUGGAGAGGUUGAAAUUGAAAUAGACGAAUCCGACAUCGAGAAUGAGGUAAAGUUCUGGGACUCUACGCUAGCAAUGUAUGUAUUAGGUGGAGAUUUGAGUAUGAAUAUAAUUAAGCAAUUCAUGAUGAUGAUGUGGAAUUUCGUUAAGCCUCCAGAUAUGUAUUAUAAUGAAGAAGGUUAUUCCAUCUUACGAUUUCAUUCCUAUCAUGAUAAGGAUGCGGUGCUAAUGAAAGGACCUUAUACUAUAAGGAAUGUGCCUAUGUUUUUGAGGGAGUGGAAGCCUGCCUUCAAUUUGAAGAAUGAUAUGCUGCGAACUCUACCAAUCUGGGUGAAAUUGCCUCAGCUUCCAUUGCACUUAUGGGGAGUGAGGAGUUUGAGUAAAAUAAGCAAUUCCUUGGGAAAUCCUCUAGUACCUCAUGAGUGCACGACCAAUAAGUUCAGGAUCUUAUAUGUCAGGAUACUGCUGGAGGUGGAUAUUAGUCAAGAGCUAGCUAAGGAGACUACCAUAAAAGAUCCAGAGGUUUGA